This is a messenger RNA of Styela clava, 4645 nucleotides long. Its product is annotated as ATP-dependent translocase ABCB1-like. NCBI's taxonomy places the organism in Eukaryota, Metazoa, Chordata, Ascidiacea, Stolidobranchia, Styelidae. Gene Ontology annotation, biological process: oligopeptide export from mitochondrion. Gene Ontology annotation, cellular component: mitochondrial inner membrane. The record is from RefSeq and is a predicted model, not a curated record. Gene Ontology annotation, molecular function: ABC-type oligopeptide transporter activity; ATP binding; ATP hydrolysis activity.
AACGUGAUUAAAAUAUUCAUUUCGGCUAACAUAAUAUAUAUAUAUAUGCUUUCAAACCAGGUUUAUUUAACGUUUAUAUCUGGGCACCAAUUUAAAUCAAAAAAGGUAUCAUGGGCGAAGAGGUAAAUCUAAGUGUAAUAAGCGGCAAUGAUGUACAUGAAAAACCUCCUCUUAAUGGACAGAAAGAGUGGCAUGUGGAAAGUACUGCCAACACAGCAAAACUUUCGCCAGUACCAACUGUGCCGUUUUAUAGCUUGUUUCGUUUUGCGAAUGGAUUUGAUUACUUUUUGUUGGUGAUCGGGAGCCUCGCGUCAGCUAUUCAUGGAGCUUCUUUGCCUUUGCUAUUCAUAUUUUUUGGAGAUUUGACAAACACCUUUACUUCGUUUGGAAAAUUUUCUUCGUGCAACUUCAAUUAUACAUUAUGCACCGAAGCUUUGUUAUUCAACGGUACGGAAAGCGAAUUUCAAAUUAUUGCCGAACAGGCUCGAGAUUUGACUGGCAACUCCAUUUAUUCUGUUUAUUGGUUCAUAUAUAUUGGAUUGGGAGUUUUCAUUGUGGGAUCUAUUCAAGUUACAACGUUUUGCUUUCUCGCUAUACGGCAGACAAAACGAAUUCGCUUGGCAUAUGUCAAAAGUAUUUUACGGCAGGAUAUUGGAUAUCAUGAUGUUAAUUCUUCAGGAGAAUUAAACGCGAGACUAGCAGAUGACAUCCUGAAAAUACAAGACGGAAUGGGAGAGAAAUUGUCUUUAUUAAUUCAAUACAUCUGCAUGGUUAUUUCUUUGGUUAUCGUCGCCUUCAUAUAUUCUUGGAAACUAGCGCUUGUGGCUUUAUCUUUGACUCCGAUGUUGGUGAUCUCUACAGCGAUGAUUUUUGUUCUUAUAAAGAAGUACGCUGGAGAGGAGAUUGAAGCUUACGGCUCUGCUGGUUCAAUAGCGGAAGAAACUAUUUCUGCUAUUCGAACCGUUGUUUCAUUAGGAAUUCAAGACGAACAAAGCAGAAGGUAUUCAGUGAAUCUGACAAAAGCAAGAGAAAUGGGGAUAAAAAAGGGAACAGUGCUUGGACUAAACAUGGGUUUUACUUAUUUAACCACGUUUUCCGUGUAUGCAAUAACAUUUUGGUACGGAGUUCAACUUAUAAUCGAUGAAAACGAUCCUCUUGAUCCUGGUGACAUGAUGGUUGUUUUCUUCAACGUUUUACUGGCUGCCUUGGGUUUAGGAGCGGCUGGAAGCAACAUGGAAUACAUUUCAACGGCUAAAGUGGCAGGAAUGAAAUUAUUUUCAGUGAUUGAACGUGUACCAGUGAUAGAUAUAUUUUCAGAGAAGGGCAUAAAACCGGAAAACAUGGAAGGAAACGUAGUAUUUAAAAACGUUGAAUUCAGCUAUCCAUCUCGACCAGAAACUCAGAUAUUGAAAGGCGUUAAUUUCAAAGCUGACAAAGGACAGACUGUCGCUUUGGUGGGACAAAGUGGUUGUGGUAAAAGCACAUCGAUCAGCUUAAUUCAACGAUUUUAUGAUGUUGCGGGUGGUGCCGUUAUGAUUGAUGGAAAUAACGUAAAAAAUCUUAAUUUGCGAUGGCUUAGAGACCGUAUUGGUAUUGUAGCACAAGAACCUGUGCUUUUUGAUACAACUAUUGGAGAAAAUAUAAGAUAUGGAAAACAGGAUGUAACAGAUGAAGAAAUUCACAAAGCUGCUAAACUGGCAAACGCGGAUAAUUUUAUCAGUGCUCUUCCUAAGAAAUAUGAAACACUUGUUGGCGAAAGCGGUAGUCAGUUAAGUGGUGGACAGAAACAGCGAAUUGCCAUUGCUCGAGCAAUUGUUCGAGAUCCCAAGAUAAUGCUACUGGAUGAGGCUACUUCAGCCUUGGACACCGAAAGCGAAUAUAUUGUUCAAUCUGCGCUGGAAAAAGCAUCUGCAGGUAGAACGACGAUCGUUAUCGCCCAUCGCUUGUCUACGAUCAAGAAUGCGAAUAAAAUCAUUGUAUUCCAUGAUGGACAAAUAGUGGAAGAAGGAACUCAUGAUGAAUUACUGGAAAAUCACGAAGGAGCAUAUUCGAAUUUAAUUAACAGUCAAAUGAACAAUAAAACGGAGAAUUCAGUGGAGUCAAAAAACCAAGGUAUAAUAUGCCAACGUCUAACGAAAUUAUCUUCCAAAACGUCAGCCAGAGGACGCUCAAAUCGGAAUUUCAAACGCCGGGAAACACAGUCUAUAAAAUCAGGAAACGAAUUCAGUGGAAAUGAAGAAACUGAAGAAGAUGUUGACGAGGAGGAAGAAGAAGAACUUCCGGAUGCUCCUAUAAGUAGAAUAAUGAAACUUAACAAACCGGAGGCUGUGUACAUUGGAUUUGGAUGCUUUUUCUCUGCUGUCUCCGGUUCUUUGGAUCCCAUAAACGCUUUGAUCUUCUCCGCUGUUUUGACAAUAUUUACAGAAGGAAAUGUAGAAGAACAAGGUCACUUGUCCGUGCUGUAUUCGUGUUUGUUUUUAGCGCUCGGUGCAACUGCGUUUAUUUCAAACACGUUGGAGGCAAUAUUCUUCUCCAAAUCUGGUACGGAACUAACAAUAAGACUUCGAGAAAAAGCAUUUCGUUCUGUUCUUCGUCAAGAUAUCGCUUACUUUGAUGAUCAUAGAAACAACACAGGUGCUGUUUGCAUGAAGCUUGCUUCUGAUGCAUCAAGAGUACAAGGAUGUACUGGAACUCAUUUUGGACUGCUGGUUAAAAAUUUUGCCUGUUUGGGUGUUGCGUUGGGAAUUGCAUUUGCUUAUAGUUGGAAAUUAACGUUACUGACAAUAGCCUACAUACCUCUCAUUGUACUUGGGGAAUUUCUAAAGAUGAAAUUGUUGCUUGGAGCAUCAGAAAAGGAAAAACAAGCUUUUGAAAACGCAAACGACAUAGCAACAGAAGCUAUUAGCCAUAUUCGUACAGUAGCUUCACUCGCCAACGAAGCCAAAGUUUUUCAAACUUACACAGAAAGACUGAAAGAGCCUUUCAAGUCUGCAGUUAAGAAAACCGUCUACACUGGUAUAGGUUACGCGUUUUCUCAAUGUCUCAUCUACAUGACCUAUGCUGGGAUUUUUCGCUUAGGUAUCGAAUUAGUUGAGAGUGGUGAAAUACCAUUCGAAGAUGUAUUCAAAGUACUUUUUGCUGUUAUUUUCGGAGCAAGAGCCGCCGGACAAAACAGUUCUUACGUACCAGACUACGCCGAAGCUAAAUUAUCAGCGGCAAGAAUGUUUAAGCUAUUUGACAGCGAACCAACUAUUCCAAGUCAUAGCGAUGAAGGUCAUAAGCCUCAUGCUUGUAAAGGUAACAUUGAAUUCAAGUCCGUUCAUUUCACGUACCCUACUCGGCCAGAUUCAACUGUUCUUCAAGGAUGUAAUUUUUCGGUUUCGACUGGUAAAACACUAGCAUUAGUUGGUCAUUCCGGAUGCGGGAAAUCAACAUGUAUUCAACUUAUGGAGAGAUUUUAUGAUGCGACAGACGGAGAAGUGACAAUUGAUGGAAAUGAUAUCAAGAAACUUAACGUAUCUUGGGCAAGACAACAGAUUGGUAUUGUAUCGCAAGAACCAGUGCUUUUUGAUAUAAGCAUCAAGGACAACAUUUUAUAUGGUGACAUCACGCGGACACACACAGACGAAGAAAUUGCAUCCGCUGCUGCUGACGCAAACAUUCACGAGUUUAUUUCAAGUUUGCCAGAGGGUUACGACACCAAACUUGGAUUCAAGGGCAGACAGUUAUCAGGAGGACAAAAACAGAGAAUUGCUAUUGCGAGAGCUUUGCUGGGAAAACCAAAAUUACUGUUGCUUGAUGAAGCAACCUCUGCGUUGGACACAGAAAGCGAAAAGGUGGUACAAGAAGCAUUGGACAAAGCAAGACAAGGUCGCACAAGUAUUAUCAUUGCACACAGAUUAUCAACAGUCAUGAACGCUGACAUGAUAGCAGUGGUUGACAAAGGAAGGGUCGUUGAAACGGGGACACAUAAUGAGCUUUUACAACACAUGGGCGCCUAUCAUCGCCUGGUCAACGCACAGCUAAUGAGUUAGCAGUAGAUUGAACUUUAGAACUGGAAAUGUCGACAAAACGUGGGUCCAUGACGUCUUCGAAGUUGCUCCCAACAAGCAAAGUCAACAAAGUUAUCUAGAUUGGAUUUUAACCUUAAAAAUGUGCUAGUUUUGUUCGAAAAUCAAAAUUAUAUAUGUUUACUAAACUUAAGGGUCAGAGUUAUAUGCCACACUAUAGCAUAUAAGGGUAAUUAUGUACAUCGUACGGAUGGGAACUCAGAUAUAAUUAUUUCAAUCAGUGCCAAACGUCUUGAGAAUAUAAAUUUUAAUUUGAUAAUGACUGGGUGGAACAUGUUAUGUUCUUAAAACUGGUGUAAUUUGAUUCCUACGAAAGUCUUUGUUCGAAUUUUGGGAAAAAUUAACUUUGUUCUGAUGAUUUCAACAUGAAAUGGGGUAGCCUACAUUUGGGGGUUAGUUGCUAUAACACUUUCACUCCUAUUCGGAUCAGACUAAUCUAGUCAGACCAUGUUUUUGUACACAUGGUAUAAAAUUUAAAUACUAGGAGUUCAAUAAAAUAGAACCGGUGCCAAUAAUCAUUUAUAUAUUCAUAUUUAAUUAUGUUAUUCUUAAAUAUAUAUUGUGACGCAAAAAAA